CGAAAAUGGGUUUGGCUUCCGCAGAGAUCCAAUAAAGAACAUCCGCCGAAAAUCAGACCCCAGUAUUACUCAGUUUUGCAUCCAGGUCCACAUCACAAAGUCGGGUUGAAUCGUCAUUUGAAUGCAGAGCGUGACAUGUCUGGCACACAGUCCAUUUUGAAUCCCCGCGAAAGAUUAGGCGGAGAAAGUGAUCGUAGGUUGCGAGAUCGCGCUCUUUCAAACCCUUCCAAGCAGACCAAUCAAUGGCGUGGUGAACGCGGCGAUAUGUUAACGAGAGCGCAGCGUUUUCAGAAAUCGCCAGCAAUGCUGCAAUCUUGUGAAGAAGCUCAGCCGGGAGAGGGAGAAUGUGCGUUAGAUUCGGCAAGGAUAGGCAAAUGCGACCCGAAGAAAAGGUCGCGCAGAAAUCUGUCACGUCUUCUCGGAAGCUACGGCGCUUGGUCUGGUGUCGGCAGAUCCUCAUUGUCAACCUUGGAAUACUUUGGCCAGGCAAUUCAAGAACAACCAUAA
Lindgomyces ingoldianus is the source of this 507-nucleotide messenger RNA. RefSeq lists its product as uncharacterized. The record is from RefSeq and is a predicted model, not a curated record. The annotation marks the transcript as partial. The transcript is spliced from 2 exons. Lineage: Eukaryota; Fungi; Ascomycota; Dothideomycetes; Pleosporales; Lindgomycetaceae.